This is a messenger RNA of Pochonia chlamydosporia 170, 1272 nucleotides long. Its product is annotated as GPI anchored protein. NCBI's taxonomy places the organism in Eukaryota, Fungi, Ascomycota, Sordariomycetes, Hypocreales, Clavicipitaceae. The record is from RefSeq and is a predicted model, not a curated record. The transcript has 2 exons. The coding region runs from base 1 to 1272 and encodes 423 amino acids.
AUGGCACCGCCAUCUACCUUAUCUCUGCUUCCCACCUCGCUCCUGGCCCUUGUCUCGCAAGUCCUCGCAGACAAUCAGUUACUUCCAACAGCUAUCAGAAAGCAGGCACCCGACGCGAGCGAGAAAAUCUUAGCAGAGCACCUUGGAUUUGUGCCAUUCCUCCAAGUCGGACCCGUCAUUCCGUCUGCCCUCUUCCUAGAUCAAGAUGCGCAAGCCAAUGGCACUUCUCGGUUUUACCCGCCAUUCGCAAAACAUGUCGACGACUCCGAAGACAAUAUUCUGAGGCGAGCAGCUGAAGCUCUCGCUUUGCUGGAAAAGAGGUCAUCAUGUCCUGCCGGAAUGAACAGCUGUGCUCAACAAGGCUCACCAAACAAAUGCUGUCAGCAAGGAACCUACUGCACCGAUGUUCCAGACACCGAUGUUGGUCAUGUUGCUUGCUGUCCCAGCGGCUCAACAUGUGGAGGAGGUGUCGGAAAGUGUCCAUCCGAUGCUACGAACUGUCCGGCAGCUUUGGGUGGUGGCUGCUGCAUCCCAGGUUAUGUGUGUCAAGGUGUUGGAUGCAUCCCGAGCGCAUCAGCAACGCCUACCACAGCCGUUCAAUCGUCCCAAACUCAAGAAACUGUCACAUCAACGAGGACCACUAUAAUUGGGGGAAACCCAACCACCGUCAUUGUCACAGUUACUCGAACAGCUUCACCAGGAGCUACGACGAAGACCACCACCCAAGUGGUUACGCCUACGACUCCAAGCACCAGUGCCGCUUCCAACACUAAUACCAAUUCCGCUACAGGGAUUCCUCCCUGGCGACCGACAGGAUCGUCUGAUGUCACAUCUUCGCCCGAGACCACGUCAAUUACACAAUCUGGCUGUCCCACUGGUUUCUAUGGCUGUUCAGCCACACAUGGCGGCGGGUGUUGUCGGACUGACCGUGACUGUCAUACUUUCUCAUGCCCGCCACCGUCUUCAACAACGAUCGUCUCUAAUGGAGCUACCAUUGUCGUCCCUGCCACGAACGUGCCAAAGUCUACUGGAAGCGCAACUUGUGCGGGUGGGUGGUUUAUGUGUGGAGAUGAUGCUGGCCCGGUAGCCGGAUGCUGUCCAUCUGGUUAUUCAUGCGGAACCGCAAGCUGUUUCACUGCUGGGCCUACUGAGACUGGUAAAGUUCAGAAGCAGGCGCCGAAUCAAUCAUCUGCUACAAGGAGUUUCAACUGGUCUUCUUCGGCCUGGGGCCUGCUCGCUAUACUGUCCUUGCUGAGCGUGAUGGGAUAUUGA